Molecule: messenger RNA, 2218 nt
Organism: Esox lucius (northern pike)
Lineage: Eukaryota; Metazoa; Chordata; Actinopteri; Esociformes; Esocidae
Product: probable assembly chaperone of rpl4
Exons: 11
Coding region: 147-1409 (420 amino acids)
Biological process (GO): cell division
Molecular function (GO): protein binding
Source: RefSeq, a predicted model, not a curated record
AUACUCCGUAGCUGCAAUCUGGAUGGGUUAACGCUGGACACGCGUGUUCAUACCCGUUCACUCCACAGGCGUGUAGUUUUUAUCCACAUAGUUUAAGUGGUUCUUGUUUUAAUUAUAAGUAUUGAUUACAAAUCGUUCUUGUUGUAAUGGGAGGUCAAGCCAAGGCCAAGAAGAAAAGCAAAGUUAAGAGGAAAGAUCUGCGUUCCAAUGGAGCCUCUGGGCUGGCAGGUCUGUCACCUCAAGAAAGAAUGAAGCUGAAGAUGCAAGAGAAAGCGAAGAAGAAAACUGCUGAGAAAUAUACUGUAGAACAACUGCUGGAAAAGACAGAGGAGUGUAUGGACAGUCUGGAGUUUGAGAUGGCAGGGAGGUUCUGUCAGCGAGCAUUAGAUGUGGAACCUGACAACCUCUUUACCCUGGAUCUGCUAGGACACAUCCACUCUGAGCGGGGAGACAUAACUAAGGCCACGGAAGUGUUUCUGCGUGCAGUAGCGUUAAGUCCUGAUGAGGGUUAUAGUAAAUACAUGUCUUUAGGGCAGAUGAACACAGGCCGUGAGGCUAUACAGUACUACACCAAAGGAAUUCAGAUACUGCUGCGUACGUUGGAGAAAAACCCAUCAACCACAGUAGAAGCCGGGGCAGCACACCCCUCACUCCAGGACACACGUUCAGAGAACCCCACAGCGACAGAUGUUUGUGUGGCAUACUGCUCUGUGGCAGAAAUCUACUUCACUGACCUCUGUAUGGAGGACGGGGCUGGGGACCAGUGUCGCGAGGCCAUAGAGAAGGCACUGUCCUAUCACCCGGACAACCCAGAGGCUCUGCAGCUGAUGGCCAGCUACCUGUUCAGUACAGAGAAGAACCAGGAGGGGAGGGAGUACCUGAUGAGAAGUGUGUCAGCCUGGCUACCUGCCCUGAGUGAUGCUCCACCUAGUAAACAGGACAUGGAGGACCAACAGACAGAGAAUGACAUCCCACCAUAUGAAUCACGCAUUACCACAGCCAAACUGCUUAUAGAGGCAGAAGAGUACGAGACAGCCGUAGAUGUGUUGGAGGGCCUAUUAGAAGAAGAUGACGAGGUGGUGCAGGUCUGGUAUCUGUCAGGCUGGGUCUGUUACCUACAGAUGGAGAGAGCUAAGGAGGAGAGCGCAAAGGAGGAGCAAGAAGAAACGUUUGAAGGGCAGCAGGAGGAGAAUGAAGCACUGAAGGAGGCAGCCAGAUCAUACUUGACCAGAGCUAAAAAGCUAUAUGGGAAGUUGUGCUGUGAUGAUGGCCCUAUGCUGGAGCACGUAGAACAGCUCCUUGGGGACCUUGGAGGGGAGACCGAGGUGGAGGAAGGGGAAGCAGACCCAGCUGUGGACGAAGACUUUGUGCCCAGCAGUGACGAGGAAGAGGAUGCCAUGGAACACUGACCACACCCGUCCCACUCUGCUAGAGAUCUAGGGAUUAAACAGUUGGUGGGUAAAUGCUGAUCGUUUGUCAGGAAUAAAGAAAGUCUCCCUAUUUUUCAGUGAAUCUCUUCUGCAACUGGUGGGAAACCGUGUUUGCCAGAGUGCGUAGAGUGUUAACAUGGGUUACUGUCCUCUACACUGCUUUUUACCCCUACAUCCCACAAUUGAACCCAUAACACUCUACUUUUAGUGUGCAGCCAUUGUCUCUACUACCUGGGACAUUGGAUACGGCUGACUGUUUUUAAAAGACUGGUUAUACGGCUGACUGGUUUUAAAAUACUGGUUAACUAGCGUCGUACACCACAGAUCAGCGACAGAGAUGAAGAUAAAACUGUAAUGCAAACUUUUCAAAACAGUCACUGCUACCAGUCACCUUAACCAGCUGACAAGUCAGACCUCUCUGAUCUUGGCCACACGAACAGAGUUCUCCUGGUGAAUGGCUUUGUAAUCCUCCAAGAUCUUUUCCAGGUUGCUUGCAGUCUUCUUACCAUUUUCGGUUUCAAUCUGUUCCUCCAGGUCUCUGAUCUCUCUCAUGAUUGUGCCGGUAUCCUCAUUACAGUUUUAUCUUCAUCUCUGUCGCUAGAUUCUGUCUGUGUCAAAUUCUUAGAUGUGCCUUUCUGCUUUCCUGAGUUUCUCCAAGUCAUAUGACCUCUCUAUGUUCAUAUUAGUGCUUCAAUGUUUCUGUAUGUAUUAAAAAUGAGUCAUUAACAAUAUAUCAUCUUGUUGAUUUCCAUUGUCCUGGAAUGAAUCUGAUUAAAAUAUAAACUCAA